UCCUUCAACCAAAUAUAUAUAUCAAAUCAAACUAAUAACCAGAUAUCAUGAAGACCUUGUUCAUCCUCGCUCUCCUCACCCUCGCGGGGACCAAUGCUGUUGUGCAGUUGGACACUACCUGUAACCAGGGUUCCGAGCAAUGUCAGCAGCAGCAACAACCAUGGCAACAAUGGCAGCAGCAGAUGGACCCAUGUGUGCAAUUCCUGCAGCACCAAUGCAGCACAGUGACACUGCCAUUUGUGCAGUCGCGUAUGUGGCAACUUAGCAGUUGCCAUAUAAUGCGACACCAGUGCUGCCAGCAGCUAGCGCAGAUCCCAGAGCAGUUCAGGUGCCAUGCUAUCCACAACGUGGCUCAAGCCAUCAUGCAGCCGCAGCCCCAACAGCAGUGGCAGGGCAUGUACCAGCCCCAGCAGCAAGCUCCGCUUGAGAUCAUGAUGAUGUCGCUUCAGAUCUUGCCGUCGAUGUGCAGCGUGUACGUCCCGGCAUACUGCCAGCAAAAUCAAAAACUUGCAAAAACAGGCUCCGAACAAUGUCAGCAGCAGAUGGACCCAUGUGUGCAAUUCCUGCGACACCAGUGCAGCACAGUGACGCGGCCAUUUGUGCAGUCGCGUAUGUGGCAACUUAGCAGCUGCCAUAUAAUGCGACACCAGUGUUGCCAGCAGCUAGCGCAGAUCCUGGAGCAGUUCAGAUGCCAGGCCAUCCACAGCAUGGCUCAAGCUAUCAUGCAGCCGCAGCCCCAGCAGCAAGCUCCAGUUGAGAUCAUGAGGAUGUCGCUUCAGACCUUGCCGUCGAUGUGCAACGUGUAUGUCCCGGCAUACUGCAACCGCCACGGCAUCCCCAUGGCCAGAUGUAGCGGUGGAUGGGUCUAUGAGUCAAUAAUGUAG
Molecule: messenger RNA, 884 nt
Organism: Triticum urartu
Lineage: Eukaryota; Viridiplantae; Streptophyta; Magnoliopsida; Poales; Poaceae
Source: RefSeq, a predicted model, not a curated record